Messenger RNA from Erythranthe guttata (spotted monkey flower), 1948 nucleotides. The record is from RefSeq and is a predicted model, not a curated record. NCBI's taxonomy places the organism in Eukaryota, Viridiplantae, Streptophyta, Magnoliopsida, Lamiales, Phrymaceae.
AUGGGUUCUUCUUCUUUUGGCAACUACUCCGCCAUUAAUAUAAUCCAGUUCUUCACUAUUCUUCUUGUUCUCGUUACUUCUCAGCCGCCGCCGCCGCCGCCGCCGCCGUUUUCUUCUUCCCCACCAGCUUUAAGCAUCACCACCGACAAGGAAGCAUUGCUUUCAUUAAAGUCACAAUUCCUCGUCGAAAUUCCCAAUAACCCUCUCUCAACAUGGGACCAACAAAAUCUCUCUCCCUGCAACUGGUCCGGUGUUUCCUGCACCGAGCAACGAGUCACCGGCCUCGAUCUCUCCGGUCUCAGAAUGGCCGGUUCGAUUAGCCCUUACUUAGGUAACCUCUCCUCCCUCCGAUCACUCCACUUGCAGAACAAUCAACUGACUGGAAAAAUACCAUUGACUAUAAGUGGAUGCAGAGAUCUCAUGACCUUGGAAUUGAUGCAGAACCGGAUUUGGGGAAGAAUCCCUCACGAAAUCAGCCAACUCAUGCAGCUUCAAAUCCUGAAUUUAGCCGGGAAUCAGCUUUCAGGUGAAAUCCCGUCGUCCUUAACCAACAUUUCUUCCCUCGUCGAUUUAAACCUACGCACGAACAAUUUAGGGGGUUCCAUUCCCAGUGAUUUGUGGCGCCUUUCGAAUUUGAAGCUUCUCGAUCUCACCAUCAACAAUCUCUCCGGUAGAGUUCCGCUGUCACUGUACAACAUGUCCGCCUUGGUGUACGUUGCUUUAGCUUCCAACAAUUUCUGGGGCGAACUUCCUCCUGAUAUCGGAAUCACGCUGCCGAAUCUUCUAGGGUUAAAUUUCUGCUUCAAUAGAUUCACAGAUAAUUUCGGCGAGGAAAACCUUAUCGGACAUGGGAGCUUUGGGUUUGUUUACAGAGGAGUUGUGCAAGGAGUGACUAUGGCAGUGAAGGUCCUCAAUACUGCGGUAGCGAAACCACGAAAGACCUUUUUAGCAGAGUGUGGAGCUUUGAGAUAUUUGAGGCAUCGGAAUCUUGUGAAACUCGUCACUGCUUGUUCGAGUUUGAACUCGAAGAACGAGGAGUUUUUUGCUCUGGUAUUCGAAUUCAUGAGCAAUGGGAGCUUGGAUGAUUGGAUAACUGGGAAAAGAAAGCAUGCAAACGGGAUUGGAAUGACUGCUUCGGACCGACUGAAAUACGCAAUAGGAAUUGCAUCGGCGAUCGACUAUUUGCACAACGAAACCGAAGUGCCGAUCGUGCAUUGUGAUUUGAAGCCGAGUAACGUUCUACUGGAUUCGGACAUGACUCCAAAGGUUGCAGAUUUUGGUCUUGCUAAGUUAUUGUUGGACGAUACGGACAACCACCGAUUUUCUAUCAGCUGUACACACACUCUCAGGGGUUCUAUUGGCUACAUACCUCCAGAAUAUGGAUACGGAGAAAGACCAUCGACAGCUGGAGAUGUGUAUAGCUAUGGGAUUCUUCUGCUAGAGCUGUUUACCGGGAAAAGUCCCACGUGUGAGAUCUUCACAGAAGAUUUAACACUAAAGAGUUGGGUGGAAAAGCAAUUUCCGACUGAUGUGGAGAAGGUUCUAGAACUUGAUCUAGUUGAGGAGAUGAACGAUUAUUGGGAGGACGAAGAAGAGGGCAGGGAUUGCGGUAAGCUCGAAAGCUGGCGAGAAUGCCUGACUGCGGUCGUUGGUAUUGGUUUGUCUUGUGCUGCUGAGUCAGCUGAUGCGCGUAUGUCCAUUAUAGACGCACUUCGCAAGCUCAAGAAUGUCGAGGAGAUACUUGACAAACAUCGUCGACUUGUUGAUGAUGGGGAAACUAUAUAUAUUGAUUCUUAGUAUGUAAAUUCAUGAAGUUUAGCCCAUACAAGCACAGAUUAUAUAUAUAUACAGACAAUUUUUAUCAUAUUCGAGUCCAUAUGUAAAUUAAAGAAAUUAAACCAAAAGACGGGGCAUGUUGAAAAAGACGCCGUCGUUAACAGAGCUGCGG